Molecule: messenger RNA, 525 nt
Organism: Oryza brachyantha (malo sina)
Lineage: Eukaryota; Viridiplantae; Streptophyta; Magnoliopsida; Poales; Poaceae
Product: ethylene-responsive transcription factor LEP-like
Exons: 1
Coding region: 1-525 (174 amino acids)
Biological process (GO): regulation of DNA-templated transcription
Molecular function (GO): DNA-binding transcription factor activity; DNA binding
Source: RefSeq, a predicted model, not a curated record
AUGGAGGACGCGGCGGAGCAGCGGACGGAGCAGCAAGCGGGGGCGGCGGCGGUCACGCCGCAGCAGAUGAUGAUCCGGCGGCGGCGUGCGCGGGCGUCGAGCGAGUACCUCGGCGUGCGGCGGCGGCCGUGGGGGCGGUACGCCGCGGAGAUCCGGAACCCCUACACCAAGGAGCGCCACUGGCUCGGCACCUUCGACACCGCCGAGGAGGCCGCCGUCGCCUACGACCUCUCCGCCAUCUCCAUCUCCGGCGCCGCCAGGGCACGCACCAACUUCGUCUACCCCGACAUGCACCUUCAUCACCCUCCGCCGCCGCAGCUGUCUCCGGCGGUUCCGCCGCCGCCGCCACCUCCGCCGCCGCCGCCGUCGCCGCUGGACGUCGAUGACGACGACUACCCGGCGGCGGCGGCGGAGGAGGUGGAGGCCGGCGGCGACGACGAGUCGCUGACGAUCGCGACCAUCCUGCAGAGCUUCCAGUAUCAGCAGAGCGUCCCGUCGGCAUCAUAUGGUUCCCUGUUUUACUAG